Messenger RNA from Aspergillus uvarum CBS 121591, 1190 nucleotides. RefSeq names its product streptomycin 3''-adenylyltransferase. The record is from RefSeq and is a predicted model, not a curated record. NCBI's taxonomy places the organism in Eukaryota, Fungi, Ascomycota, Eurotiomycetes, Eurotiales, Aspergillaceae. Bases 37 to 801 code for a protein of 254 amino acids. The transcript has a single exon. Gene Ontology annotation, molecular function: nucleotidyltransferase activity.
GCAACAAUAAACCAGAAGAGGAACAGCAACACAACAAUGGCUGAUAACCUGCCACAAGAGGUGAAAGCUUAUCUCGAGGAAAUAGUACAGCGUCUGGCGGAAUACCUGCAACACCAGCUCGUUGGAGUAUAUCUAUUUGGGUCGGCGAGUUAUGGCGCCUACGAGUCCGGCCUCAGCGACCUUGACGUACAGGUCGUAGUGAAGGAUCGGCUGAGAACCGUCGAGAAGCAGGCAGUUAUAAGCCGCCUGACCCACGCCGUCUUACCUUGCCCGGCUACCAAACUCGAGUUCGUGGUGUAUGCUCAAAGCGCCGUGUAUCCGGCCAGUCGUCACCCUCGCUUCGAACUCAAUCUCAACACGGGGCUUCACCAGCCUGAUCACAUCAGCCUCGAUCCCGCCGACGAGUCCAGCCACUGGUUUCUGCUGGAUAUCGCCAUGGGACGUCAGCUUGGCUGCAGCCUGUACGGCCCUGAUACGACCCACGCGUUCGGCGCGAUCCCUCAACGCUGGGUCCUGGAAGCCAUCGCGGACUCACUCGAUUGGCACCACGCAAACGAAAUCAACUCUCCCAACAGCAUUCUCAAUGCGUGCCGAGGCUGGCGAUUCAUUGUCACGGGCGAAUUCUCUUCCAAAUUGGACGGGGCCAAAUGGGCCCUACAACAACAGGACUGUCCAGACGUGGUUCGACGUGCAAUUCUCGCGCGCAACACAGACGACAAACUCCCGGCGGCCCAGGCAGAGAUGCUCUAUGAUAUUGCUCUGACGGCCAACCGUGCCAAACUCGCGACGGAUCUAGAUUAACUCGUGCCCCAAUCCAUGGCCGCAGGGAAGCCAUCUGAGUUCUAGAGCAGGCGUGGCAAUCAAGAUCUUGAUUUUCUCUACUCAGAUUGAAGCAAGUUCAAGAGAAAGCGAACAAAUGACUGGUCGGACUUGAAGGGGAUGUGGUGAUGUCGAAUGGCACGAUCUUCCUGCGCAUCUAACGACAGGAUGGCUCAGGGUGUUCAGCUACCUUUGGCAAGUUCGGAUUUCCUGGUUAUGGAACAAACAUUUGACGUUGGCCGGAUCGAAGUUUCUUGCCCAUUUGCGAUGGAUUGGUUUGUUGCUGGUGUCUGGGGAAGCAUUCCAAUCAUAGAACCGUAUCGAAGAUGUUCGAAGCAGUAUCAUCAAGGCUCGGAAAUACUACAUUCGUA